Messenger RNA from Necator americanus (New World hookworm), 357 nucleotides. RefSeq lists its product as uncharacterized. NCBI's taxonomy places the organism in Eukaryota, Metazoa, Nematoda, Chromadorea, Rhabditida, Ancylostomatidae. The transcript has a single exon. The coding region runs from base 1 to 357 and encodes 118 amino acids. The record is from RefSeq and is a predicted model, not a curated record.
AUGGAGCCAGGUGUUUCUAGUCUUUUUCACUACAUCCUUGAUGCUCUUAUACGCUUCCCAAGCCGCUCGUCUCCUUCCUUCCCAGCUCGGAGGUCAGGUCGUCAUCGUGUUCAAUUCCCGACCCAGAUAAACGUAGCUGGUGCAUUCGGAUAUGUUCGUUCUGCUGAGCGUGAAUGGGGCAUCCGAGAUCCAUCCGUUGCGCAUGGAAAUCAUCUUUUGCAGAUUCAGCUGAAGACCGAUGCUUGUUUCGUUUUGUUUGGUGUUUCAUGUUUCGUCAAAUUCGGUCAGCAUUCGUUCCGUUUGGCUGAUGCUAGGUGUUAUCAGUACGAUGUCAUCAGCGAAGCGCAGAUGGUGUAG